AUGCAGCGCAAGUUUUUAACUUUAGUUUUUAUUUUUGUGGCAGUAUGCAGAGCAGAUCUUGGUAAAUUCUUCAAAAAUAUGAUAGAAAAUUUAGGAGAAGAAACUACUAGCAUUUACUUUCCCUAAAUUGAUGAGGCAUAUCCUUUGCAAUUCUUGAGCUUUAAAGUUACAGCAAUUAAUCUUUUGAAUCUUAAAAACAAUGUCAAAUACUAAACAGAUGUUGACUAAUUUAUUUUCUUAGUUACUUUUGAAAACCCUAAAGUUAUUAUUGAAAUUAAUGAUAAAAAAUUUAAUCCAGAAAUCAAUAUUCAGAAAAUGUAAAUAUAAGUUAUAAUCUCAAGAGACUUUAAGACCUGUAAAUCUUUUUCAUUUACCCCUUGGGAAAAAUUAGAUUUAGAUAUUGGAUUAAUAAGCAAUUUCAUUCCAGAUAAAUUUUUAAAUAAUGAUUUCAUAAAAGGGUUCCUAAGGACUUUAGAGCCCUUAUUUAAAGCUAAAAUAUCUUAAUUUCUAUAAAAUGCUCCUAUAUCAUUAUUCUUGGAAAAAGGUUAAAUUAACAUUCACUUAAAAAAAUAAAAGUAAAUCAACAUGCAUGACGAUUUAUGA
Messenger RNA from Tetrahymena thermophila SB210, 603 nucleotides. RefSeq lists its product as hypothetical. The transcript has a single exon. NCBI's taxonomy places the organism in Eukaryota, Ciliophora, Oligohymenophorea, Hymenostomatida, Tetrahymenidae. The record is from RefSeq and is a predicted model, not a curated record.